CGCGUCGACGUUUGUUAAUUUCACUAUAGUUUGUUUGACUUAGAAAAAUCGUCAAGUUAAGAUACAAUUUUGUAUCUUGCGUACAAGUUAAUGCAUAGACUAAAUUAUGUGGCGACUUUAUCUGUUUAGUAACGAUAAAGACACUCGCUGUUUGGAGAUUAAAAGUUUUAAACACUAGGCAUCGUUUUCAGAAAGAUGAAUGUGUAGACACCUGUAAAAAUCAACAACAUGUAUGUGCCGGUUUGCAAUAUUAUUCAUAAUAAAGACAGUUUAAGAGAUGACAUAUGAACAUUUCUAAGAACAUUUCUAAUGUCCAGAAUUGAAAUGGACUUAACGUAUUAACAUUGAAAGUUACACAAGGAUAUCGCUAAUGUUUAGAAUUGAAAUUACAAAAACAAAAUAUAUAUGGACAGUGGCAUGUGAACAUCGCUUAUGUUUAAAAGUGAAAUUGACGCAUUAAAUAUGCAUCGAAAGUGGCAUGUGAGCAUUUCUAAUGUUUAAAAUUGAAACUGACGCGAUCGUGAUAUACUGAAGUACGAAUUAGCUCUCUUCAUCAACUCAAUCAUGGAUAAUGAGAGCAAAUCAUCACACUCGACGGCCGGAGAGCCGGGUACAUAUCGGCGUACAAUCGGCGUCUUAAGAAUAGCGGUUGUCGUCCUUGCCGCCGUCAUUGUCAUCCUUGUAAUUGCAUUCGCCGUCGUAGUAACCCAGCUUAAGGAAGAAUUAUCCUCGCAGCCGGGGGACUGUCCGUCCACAGACAAUAUCAAACUAGAUCCGCCGGACAUUUUACCGCCUUUUCACGAUCUCACGCGGGUCGAGAUCGCUUCAAUAAGAGAAUUCAUGUAUUCAGAGAAAGACUUGAGUCUAGUUCGAGCGACGGACAUACAGACGAACAAUAGUUACAUUUACCUCAUAGAGCUUAAAGUGCCAAAAAAAGACCAGGUGUUGCAGUAUUUAGAUAACGGGCAGGCACAGCCUGUCCGAGAGGCUUUAGUCUUGCUGUUUAGGGGCGAUAAACCGGAACCUUACAUUCAGGAAUACACGGUGGGUCCCCUACCAAAUCCGUACUACAAAAAAGAUCAGAGGGAUUUCCCUUUCAGAUAUCGUCCACCUACAAUCCCCGAGCUCAUCGGCGUUUAUGAGAAAUUAAACAGAGAGCUUCAUGAAUCCAUUGGCAAUAUUUUAAAAGAGAGUUAUGGCGGUUCACUUGUCGACUGCGAAGACCAGUGUCUGAAAUUCCAGCAGUUGUCCGUCAUGCCGACAACUGCCAGUAAUCAACCUAGAACAAGGAAGGUAUGGUUCAGUCUCGCGCCGUAUAUCGAAUUUUACUCACUACAUCCGUUAGAUUUCGCUGUAUUGGUGGACAUGACGAGUACGCAACCUAAGGAUUAUCACAUUGAUGCGCUGUACUACGCGGGCGAUAGAUUUAAAUCCAUCGAAGAACUUCAGCGGGCUUAUGAGUUUGGGUCCGUAACGAAAACCAAAAUACCCUUCCCAACUAACAAUAAAGAUCUUUAUUCAACAUUGAACCGACGCGGGAGUUUGUUUCCAUCGGACUCAAAAUUGCCUCCCAGGGAAUACGAACCGGACGGUCAGAGAUAUUCUAUAAAUGGGAGGCACAUUGAAUAUAUGGGAUGGCAAUUCGAUCUCCGCAUGUCAACAUCUUUCGGGCCGCAACUGUUUGACAUAAAGUACAACGGAAAGCGAAUCGUUUACGAGCUAAGCUUACAGGAAAUCGCUGUAUUUUAUUCGGCUAACAAUCCGUCGAUGCGUUUUGCAGACUACACCGAUAGCAGCAUUCUCAUCGGAGGUGGCUCCAGAGGAUUGGUAGCCGGCGCCGAUUGCCCGCAUCACUCCACAUUCCUGAGCGCCGACCACUCAUUCGAGUUCUCCGACGAUGCUGUUCGAAAUGACCGAGCGUUCUGUAUAUUCGAACACAACACCGGGCAACCCAUUCGUCGGCACUUGACCUCUAACGGAGAGAACAAGUUUUAUGAAGGAAUGAUGGACAUCGUUUUGACCGUUCGCACUAUUCCCACAAUUUUAAACUACGACUACAUUUUUGACUUCAUAUUUCACCAGAACGGGGCAAUAGAGGUCAAGUCCGUCUCAACAGGAUAUAUCCUCGCGUCCUUCCGAAACAGCGCAGAAGAUGAUUACGGGUUCCGUCUUAAGAACAAUAUCAUAGGAAACAUCCAUCACCACAUGUUCAACUUUAAAGUCGACAUGGAUAUCAAUGGACGCCCGAACCGAUUUGAGACCAUAGAGAUCGUACCUAAGAGCGUUGACAACACUCUGUGGUCGAGUAAGCUCGAUGCCAAAUACGAACAGACUAUGAUGGUCCGGGAACAGCAGAAAACGGAAAAAGCUGCCGUUGUCGACUUCGAUUUUACUAGACCCCAAUAUUACACGUUUUAUAACAACCAAGUUAAGUCUCCCAACGGUGUGCCUAAAGCUUAUAGAUUGUUGAUACAUGGAAUGUCAAAACAGCUGCUGUUCCCUGAUCGCGGCCAGGAGCCGUCAGUCGCGUGGGCGCGCCACCAACUCGCAGUCACGAAGUACAAGGACUCGGAGCGCACGAGCAGCUCCCUGUUCUCGAUUUGGGACGGCGAGGCGCCCGUCGUCGAUUUUCGGAAGUACAUAGAGGAUGACGAGGUUAUUACAGAUCAGGACCAGGUUGCUUGGGUAACCAUGGGGAUGCACCACAUUCCCCACAUGGAGGACCUUCCUGUGACCCCCACAGUCGGGCUUGACCUCAGGUUCUUCCUUCUGCCCUACAAUUACUUCGACGAAGACCCGGCCAUGGGAUCUGGGGAUGCAGUGAGAAUUGAACCUAGAGACCAGCAGAAUUUACAUCAGGGAGUUCAUAUAGAAAAUUACGGAAAAACGGACGAUAAGUGUUUUCCGAGGAAAUCUAGUUUUUAUAGUGAAAUUAGAGAUAACCCCGGCCGUUUGUUUAACUAAGUUUAGUAUUGUUAUUGAUUUGCUCAAACUGGUUUGUGUUAGAAGUGUUCAAUGAACGGAGCGUUGGAUUAUGGAAUAGCACGUGUUUUGUAUCUACAUGUAGUUUGUGUGUGGCUCACAUAGUGGUAACUGGCAGCAUAUACCUAAUUGUGAAAAAAAUGUUAUGUUGGCAACAGCAUAUUUGUUCAAGAAAGACAACUCAAUGUAGAACUUAAAUGAUAAAGAGUUAUAUGCCAAUAAUUGGCACGGAAGUUAUUAAGAGUGAACAACAUAAAUUUGAACACGCGAAUUUAAAUGUGAAUAAUUUACAUGAUUCAAUUAAGCAAGGGAACACGGUCGGUUAUUCUCUAAAUAAAAUGACUGAAUGAAUUGCAGUUGCAUGUGCACGGCUCCUAUGCAAGCUGUUCAGUUUUUGUAAACUAUUUACAUAAAAAGUACUGUUUGAAAUGUUAAAUCUGUAGACUUUGUUACAAUGUUCGAUAUAUGAAAUGUUGGUUUCAUAAUUAUCAUAAACGCAACAAUAUUU
Molecule: messenger RNA, 3490 nt
Organism: Dreissena polymorpha
Lineage: Eukaryota; Metazoa; Mollusca; Bivalvia; Myida; Dreissenidae
Product: putative amine oxidase [copper-containing]
Exons: 4
Coding region: 565-2964 (799 amino acids)
Biological process (GO): amine metabolic process
Cellular component (GO): plasma membrane
Molecular function (GO): copper ion binding; primary methylamine oxidase activity; quinone binding
Source: RefSeq, a predicted model, not a curated record